Molecule: messenger RNA, 591 nt
Organism: Vombatus ursinus (common wombat)
Lineage: Eukaryota; Metazoa; Chordata; Mammalia; Diprotodontia; Vombatidae
Gene: EIF2S3B
Product: eukaryotic translation initiation factor 2 subunit gamma B
Biological process (GO): positive regulation of translational fidelity; formation of translation preinitiation complex
Cellular component (GO): eukaryotic translation initiation factor 2 complex; cytosol
Molecular function (GO): tRNA binding; translation initiation factor activity
Source: RefSeq, a predicted model, not a curated record
AUGUCGUCAGGAGGUGAUAGUGGGGUGGUUCUGAGGCAGCCAAAUCUGUCUCCAUAAAAUCUGAUCACCUCAGAUGACACCCAGCUGAUGACUUCACAUAAAGUUAUCAGCAAAUGCGCCAACAACAAUAUAUAUGCAAAUGGCUGGGUAGCACAUGGAAAGUCAACACUGGUAAAAACUAUUUCUCGAGUUUGUUUUGUCCAAUCCAAAAAUGAGCCAGAAAGAAAAGUUCAGUAUCAAGGGUAUGCUAAUGCCAAGAUUUACAAAUGUGAUGACCCAACUCUACCAAAUAUUAACAGAUCUUGUAGAAGUAGCACAGCAGAUGAGUUUCCUACAGACAUUUCAAGAACGAUAGAAAUGUUCAAAUUAGUCAAACAUAUGCCUUUUAUGGUUUGUUCUUACAAUUAUAUUUUGAGGGCUACCAUGCUGAUUGGUGCAGCAGUUACCCAUACAGCCAUGCUAUUGAUAGACAGCAAUGAGUCUUGUCCUCAGGCUAGGACUUCUGAAUUACCAGCUGCUAUAGGAAUCAUGAAAUUCAAAAUUCUGAUGUUACAGAAUAAGAAUGAUUUGGUGGAAUCUCUUCCAGGGUAA